Molecule: messenger RNA, 669 nt
Organism: Peronospora belbahrii
Lineage: Eukaryota; Oomycota; Peronosporomycetes; Peronosporales; Peronosporaceae
Source: the annotation of a GenBank genome assembly
AUGGAAGAGCUGUCUGUGGCUGCAUCACUCUUUAUGUUGGCUGAGAUGGAUGCGAAUGUGGCAGAGAUCUCAGGCACACGCCUCUGGACAGGCUCAUAUUUUCUCUCACGGCAUCUAUGGCGUCAUCCAGAGCUCGUUCAAGGCAAACGCGUACUGGAACUUGGAGCUGGCACUGGUAUCUGCAGCAUUGUGUCGUCUAAGCUUGGUGCAGUAAAGUGUCUGGCUACGGAUGGUGACGAAGCAGUGGUGGAGCUACUGACGAAAAACGUGCAAGUCAACAUGGUAGAAGACGUUGUGACGACUCGCUCGCUGUUUUGGGGCGAUGAGCCAUCGGCACAGACAUUGUUGGACGAAUUUCCUGGUGCUUUUACGGAUAUCGAUAUUGUGCUGGCUGGUGACGUGCUUUACAAAAGAGAACUGCUGCCGCUGCUUUUUGCUACUGUCACGAAAGUGUUGACGUUAGGCGAUAAUAAACGAGUGUUCGUCUUGUGCCAUAUCCCUCGAGCUGAUGUGACGCACGACCUCGUGCAGAGACAAAUUCUCGACUCAGGGCUCAAGUUUGAAGAGGCCAAAGUGCCCGUGAAAAGCUUAGUUGAUGCCGCGAAUGAAGUAAAGGAGUGUCCUGUGGAGGAUGUCGAACGGGCGAAGCUGUAUUAUAUCACAAAAUAA